Molecule: messenger RNA, 1016 nt
Organism: Hymenoscyphus albidus
Lineage: Eukaryota; Fungi; Ascomycota; Leotiomycetes; Helotiales; Helotiaceae
Source: the annotation of a GenBank genome assembly
AUGCGGAAGUCUGAGUUUAUUAGGAAAUACCUGAAGAUGUGGUGGAAGUCUCGAAAAGGCUUAGGUGCUACACCAGUGUCAACCAAAAAAGGUGCGACUUUUCUUCAGCCUACCCAAGGAACUUCGAGAUCGAAUUUGGAGCGAAGCUGUAGUAGAUCUUCCCGGACUGAAUAUUAUCAUCAAGCCUCGAAAGGAUGGUAGGGGAUAUUAUGCUUGCCCCCCACGUGCUGGGGAUGUAUUUGGUACGCGAGAUGCAGACUUGUACGUAUUUGCUUUUUGAAUAAGGUGUCCAGUUGAAUACUAUCUCACUUAGCGAUGUGUUGACAUCUAGAUAAGAUGCUAACUUUGUCUAUCGCAGUGCACUCAAUGAAGUUUACAAAUCCUUACUUAAAGUGCCACCCGAAAGCAAUUGUAAAUUCCCUAUAAAUCGACUCGAUACAGAUGUCUUAGUAUUUCCGGAAUUCUUCAAAAUCAAAGACAUUCAAGCGUUAGCAGAGCAGAUGGAAGAAAGCAUGGCCGCCAACGUCAAAAGCAUUUGCAAAUGGCAACCGCUUUCGGGCGAUGAUUUCGGGCCUCCAGGCUCUGGGCCCGGGAGCUUUGAUAUCCCCCUCGACCACCACUAUGACUCUCUAUCACUGAUUAGAAGCAGAAUCAAGAUCUUCGAGUCAUUUCCAACCUUGGACGAAAUCAUUCUUUCGACGAAAAGACUGCUUACGGAUGAUAUCCCCACUUCCGUGGAUAUGGAGUGCUUUUACGAGGCAAAUAGGUUUUCUGGCGAGGUACGGAAGAGAAGGAAGUCGAGACGGUCGCUCGAACUAGAGAAAUGGGCCCUUGAAUUUGCUUGGGAAAGCAAUUUAAGAGCUUCUGGUAUCGAUGUUACUGGUCGAUCUCUUUCUAUUGUGCAAUUACAGUGGUGGGCAAGCUAGGUUGGUGUCUCUAAAGCUCCUGUGAAAGACAUGUCACAGCUUUAGAAUUUUAGCGUAAGCUUCAGAGAAUCGAUAUUUAUGAGUCUUCUU